Molecule: messenger RNA, 3115 nt
Organism: Nanorana parkeri
Lineage: Eukaryota; Metazoa; Chordata; Amphibia; Anura; Dicroglossidae
Product: unconventional myosin-Ig-like
Exons: 23
Coding region: 75-3110 (1011 amino acids)
Biological process (GO): actin filament organization; vesicle transport along actin filament
Cellular component (GO): microvillus; actin cytoskeleton; vesicle
Molecular function (GO): actin filament binding; microfilament motor activity; ATP binding
Source: RefSeq, a predicted model, not a curated record
ACCCCUCUGUGGAUCCCUCUGUGCACCCCCCCCCCCUUGCACCCCUCUAAUUCUGGAUACACCCCGGGGCUGGAAUGGCCGAGCAGGAGAGUCUGGAGUUCGGCAAGGCGGACUUUGUGCUGCUGGAUAAUGUCACCAUGGAGGAGUUUAUGGCCAAUCUGAAGCUCAGGUUUGAGCGCGGGAGGAUCUACACGUACAUCGGGGAAGUGGUGGUGUCUGUGAACCCGUAUAAAGCCAUGGAUCUGUACGGGAAGGAAAUGAUUGAAAGUUACCGCGGGAGGGAGCUGUACGAGAGGCCGCCGCACCUCUACGCCAUCGCCGACGCAGCAUACAAGGCCAUGAAACGCCGGGCGAAGGACACGUGUAUCGUUAUCUCAGGAGAGAGCGGAGCUGGGAAGACAGAGGCCAGCAAGUACAUCAUGCAAUACAUUGCUGCCAUCACCAACCCCACCCAGAGAGAGGAGGUGGAGAGGGUGAAGAACGUUCUCCUGAAAUCCAACUGCGUCCUUGAAGCUUUCGGAAAUGCCAAAACCAACCGGAACGACAAUUCCAGUCGAUUCGGCAAGUACAUGGACAUAAACUUCGACUUCAAGGGGGACCCGACCGGAGGACACAUCAACAACUACCUGCUGGAAAAGUCUCGGGUCCUCAAGCAGCAGCCGGGAGAGAGAAACUUCCAUUCAUUCUACCAGCUGCUACUGGGGGCUCCGGAGUCUUUACUGAGCUCGUUCGGCCUGCGCAGGGACCCGGCCCUGUACGUCUUCACCAGAGAGAGCGCCAAUGUAACCAUAACUCAGCACAGCGUCAUCAAUGAUAAAUCAAGCUACAAAAUGGUGGUGGAUUCCAUGAGGGUGAUCGGCUUCACCGAGGAAGAGGUGGACUCCGUGUACAAGAUUCUGGCUGCCAUCCUACACCUGGGCAACCUGUGUUUUACGAUGGACGGUGACUGUGUGGUCCUGGAGGAUGAGGACCUGGUCGGUUAUUUCGCUGAAUUGACCAGCUGCCAUCCCGAUGCUGUACGGAAGACCCUCCUAUACCGCACUGUGGCUGCAGGAGGGGGCGAGAUCAUCGAGAAGGGUCACGGUGCCAAAGAAGCAGAGUACGCUAAGGAAGCCUGUGCCAAGGCUUUCUACGAAAGACUUUUCUGCUGGAUUGUCGGGCGCAUCAACAGCAUUAUUGAGGUGAAGAAUUAUGACGCCAGGAUCCAUGGCAAGAAUACGGUGAUCGGCGUUCUGGACAUUUACGGGUUUGAGAUCUUCGACAAUAACAGCUUCGAGCAGUUCUGUAUUAAUUAUUGCAACGAGAAGCUGCAGCAGCUGUUUAUUGAACUGAUCCUCCGCCAGGAACAAGAUGAGUACCAGCGGGAAGGCAUCGAAUGGCAGCACAUUGAAUACUUCAAUAAUCAGAUCAUUGUGGAUCUGGUGGAGCAGCCGCAUAAAGGGAUCAUCUCCAUCUUGGACGAGGCGUGCUUGACGGUGGGUGACGUCACGGACACCAUUUUCCUGGAGUCGAUGAAUGGCAAACUGGGGAAGCACCCCCAUUACAGCAGCAGGAAGCUUUCUCCGACAGACAAGUCCAUGGCGUUUAACCGCGAUUUCCGGAUAAAGCACUACGCCGGCGACGUGACCUAUUCGGUGGAAGGGUUUCUGGACAAGAACAAGGACACGUUAUUCCAGGACUUCAAACGUCUGAUGUAUAACAGUAAAGAUCCGGUUCUGAAGGACAUGUGGCCAGACGGACAGUUGAGUAUAAGCGAGGUGACGAAGAGACCCCUGACAGCCGCUGCGCUCUUCAAGAACUCCAUGGUGUCACUAGCCGAGAACCUGGCCUGCAAGGAGCCGUAUUAUGUGCGCUGCAUUAAGCCCAACGACCAGAAGUCGCCGUUGCUGUUCGAUGACCGCCGCUGCCUCCAUCAGGUGGAGUAUCUGGGGCUCCUGGAGAACCUGCGGGUCAGGAGGGCCGGGUUUGCCUACAGGCAGCCCUACGACAGAUUCCUGCAGAGGUAUAAGAUGACCUGUGAAUACACGUGGCCCAACCACCUGAUGGAAUCCGACAUGGAAGCCACCAAAGCUCUGAUAGAUCAGCAUUACUUCCAGGAGGACGUGGCUUAUGGCUACACAAAGGUUUUUAUCCGGACACCCCAAACCCUCUUCAGUUUGGAGCAUGAGAGGAGCCAGCUGAUCCCCAUCAUUGUCCUCCUGAUCCAGAAGGUCUGGCGCGGGACGUUGGCUCGCUGGAGGUUCAAGCGUCUGAGGGCCAUCUACAAGAUCAUGAGCUGUUACAAGUGCUACAAAGUCCGCUCCCACCUGAUGGAGGUGGUGAGGCGCUUCGAGAACGUGCGCAACAUGGCGGACUACGGCAAGAGCGUGGAGUGGCCGCAGCCGCCGGCCGUGCUGGAGACAUUCCAAGACCUCUGCCACAAGCUGUUCAAGAGAUGGCGAGCUCGGAAGAUAGUGAAGAACAUCCCGCCGUCAGAAAUGUUGCAGAUUAAGUGCAAGGUGUGCGCCAUGGAGGCGCUGCAGGACCUGCGGAGAGACGUCGGCUACCAUCGGCCAUGGAAACAGAAUUAUCUAGCUUGUGACGUGGACAAUCCCGGCGGAGCAACGUCCUUCUCCAAAGCGCUGCAGACUCUGAGGAAGAAAGACAACCACAGCUCGGUGCUGUUUACCUGUCACAUCAGAAAGAUAAACCGGUUUUAUAAAAGUAAAGAUCGCGGAUUGCUGGUCACAAACCAUCAUCUGUACAAACUGGACCCCAGGAAGGCCUACAAAGCGCUGAAGAGCCUCCCGCUGAGCACGGUCAUCGGAGUGAGCCUGACCAGCGGCCCGGACCAGCUGAUCGUCCUGCACACCCAGAAAUACGACGACAUGGCGUUCUGCCUGCAGAGGGCGGAGCCAGACGGAGAGAGCCGCGUCGGGGAACUGGUCGGGAUCCUGACGCAUCACUUCAAACUGCAAAGAUGGGAGCUCACGGUGAAGGUGACGGACUGCAUCCAGAUGAAUAUGCGCGGAAGGCGGAGGCUGGUGUCCGUGGAGACCCGGAGCGAUAUAACCAAACCGGACUUCUGCAAAGGGCGCAAUGGCCUGGUGCUACACUGGCCCAAGAACUGAGAGAC